Molecule: messenger RNA, 1140 nt
Organism: Eucalyptus grandis
Lineage: Eukaryota; Viridiplantae; Streptophyta; Magnoliopsida; Myrtales; Myrtaceae
Product: BRASSINOSTEROID INSENSITIVE 1-associated receptor kinase 1
Exons: 1
Coding region: 1-1140 (379 amino acids)
Biological process (GO): protein phosphorylation
Cellular component (GO): plasma membrane
Molecular function (GO): protein kinase activity; ATP binding
Source: RefSeq, a predicted model, not a curated record
AUGGUGUUCAAUCUCCGAACUUUCAGUUCUCCCGAGUCCGUUGAAAAUGAUCCAACACCUCCUAAAAGCUUCUCCCUAAAGGAGCUCCAACGCGUGACGGACAACUUUAGCGGCAACAACUACGUGGGGUUCUUUCCGUGUGGCAAGGUUUACAAGGGGCGCUUGGCCGAUGGUUCGCUAGUGGCAGUGUUCAGAGCAAGCUAUGUCGAACUGGGGAACAAGAAGAGCUUCGAAACAGAAGUGCAAGUGGGAAGCACGGUUUCGACACACCCAAAUGUGCUUCGCCUGAGGGGCUUUUGCAGGAUCAAGAACGAGCUCUUAGGGGUGUAUCCAUUGAUGAUCAACAAGACCCUAUAUUAUCAUCUUGUAGUGAGACCAGAUCGUUCCACACGACCUCUAGAUUGGCCGACUCGCAAGCGUAUAGCCUUGGGAGCAGCAAGAGGUCUCGCACACCUACAUAAUCAAGGCAAUGUCAAGAUCAUGCACCGCGACAUUUGCUCGUCAAGUAUAUUCCUAAAUGAACAAUUUGAGGCCGUGAUAGGAAAUUUUUGGCGUGCCCUUAUCAUGCACGACGGAAAUGCAAAGGAAGGGACUAUUCAAUGGCCCAGACUAAAGCACCCCGUGAGAGUCUCAUCCUCAUCCCAGGAAGAAGAAUCGGCUGAUUCUGAUUCCUAUUCUCUGACCUAUCAUCUCUACGAAGACGUGUAUGUUGACACCACCUAUGCCGACGGCAGAGACGAUUUUAUUGCCCCGGAGUACCUGCACACAGGAAAGUGCACACUCAGGAAUGAUGUUCACGCCUUUGGGAAACUGCUUCUCGAGCUCAUCUCUGGAAAGCCACCUGCAAAACUCGAUGCGUUGGCGUAUGAUGAAAAUCUCAGUUUGGAGGAAUGGAUUGGUGAAUUUAUGAACAAGAACGAGUUGGGAAGAUUGUUCGAUCCCAAUUUGCAAGGGAACUAUGUGGAAGAAGAAGAAGCAGAGAAGGUUGUCCGACUGGCAUUGUUGUGUGCACACAAGGAUCCAUCUGUUCGACCAGAGAUGUCUGAAGUGGUUGAAAUACUCGAAAGCCAGUUUCUUCAGCGGGAUUCUAGUACAAGGAGUAGUUUGAGUUUGAGUGAGUGUGAAUCGACUACUCCAUAA